Molecule: messenger RNA, 1884 nt
Organism: Metarhizium album ARSEF 1941
Lineage: Eukaryota; Fungi; Ascomycota; Sordariomycetes; Hypocreales; Clavicipitaceae
Product: Transcription factor IIIC, subunit 5
Exons: 3
Coding region: 1-1884 (627 amino acids)
Biological process (GO): transcription initiation at RNA polymerase III promoter
Cellular component (GO): transcription factor TFIIIC complex
Source: RefSeq, a predicted model, not a curated record
AUGGGAAUGCCUUCAGAUGAUGAGCUGGCCGGUCCAUCAACAACGGGGUUGCUGUCGAGCGAUAAGCCUGAGAAAGAUGGAGCACCAAGAUUUCGCAUUGCAUCGCGCGAUUUGGCCGCUGUUGAAAUACCAGCUGUUGUAGAGAAUAUUGACCGGGCUGUCAAAGCCUUUGGCAGAGUCCCAACUCUGGCACACCUCAUGGAUCCCUCAAGAAACUCCGUGCCCUUGUAUCUCAAUCCAGAAAGCCCCUUUUGCAGGCCCAUCAUGUCUCACAACGCCGCAUCUCACAACGUAGUUCUCAAGGUCACCGUGCCCAAGAGAACUGGCCGCAGACGGAAAAGGGGAAGUAGCGACCCGUGGCAGGGAGAUUUGGAUCUCACAGGUGCUUCCGGAGCAGAGAAUAAGGAAGAGGUGCAAUCGGUUGCGCGACUGGACGAGCCCAAGGUUCUAAGGAGAAAGCUUCAAGACAAUGCUGAAAGAUAUCAAGUUGAAGCGAUUGGCAUUAUCAAACAUACUCAUCGGUUUCGCGCUUUAGCCGACUUUUACUGGGAUAUGACACGAUCGGACUUUGCCCAGAGAUAUGCUGAACAAGUUUUACCAGGAGACGUUCAAAAGUUGAAGGCGUUCGCCUUUCGGAGCGGAACAGAUCAUCCCCCUGAUGUCGAUAUCAUUCCUCCACCCAUCUUCACACACAUGAGUUUGCCAUUCAACUACUUCUACUCGCAGAAUCCGUACGUUCGCGCGACGGAGGAUGGUGACACAAUCAACUUGACUGCCGUCAAGCAAGUGGGGUAUUUCAUUGGCGCAGAAGACCCAGCUCCAGACGGACCACAGUUGCCGCCAGAUAUGACGGAUCCCAGGAUGGUUGAGGUCAUGGCUCAACUAGAAGACGCCUUCCAACAUCGUCCUGUAUGGACUCGCCGGUCUUUGCUCAAUCACUUGAGGGGCAAGCUCCAAAGCUGGAACGAAUUGAAGAAAUUCCUCAACUACGCAGCAUAUCAAUUCAAAGGUGGCCCUUGGAGAGACAGUGUGGUUCCCUAUGGCACCGAUCCUCGGACGGAUCCCAAGUAUCGCAUCUAUCAGACGCUCAUGUUCAAGCUCAAGAGACACCGGCGCACAAUCAAGUACCAGCCCUGGCGGUUAGUCCGCAGGACACAGCUUGGCGAAACACAGAAUGUGUCCAGCAUUGAAGCAGACAGUCACAAGUUCGACGGAAAUUCAUAUCAAACGGAUGGCAAGGUAUGGCAGGUCUGCGACAUUACCGACCCUCUACUGAAAGAAUUGCUCGACAACGCGUCCGUACGCCCCGAGUGCGACAUCAUGAAUAGUGGGUGGUACCAUGGUGGACUGUGGGCAAAAGUCAAGGCAGUUAUGAAGACCAAACUGGUUGCUAUCAAGUUCGGCAGGCACCUUACGAAGGAAGACUUUUCACAGACAUUGAGCUUUGGUGAUUUGACUCCGACCCGGACCACAUCAAAUUCAUACCACCUUCCUCUGCCAAGUUUGAAUCUUUCAACAGAGGAGUUCACUGCCCUUCACGGGAGGGAGCCACCAAAGAAAAAGAGUACAGGGUACAAUGUUCGAUUCCGGCAAACUGGAACGAGCUCAAGUGUGGCUCCUGAAAAAUCGCCUGCCCCGUUCGUCGAUAGCAGUGUGGUCGACACGGACAGAAUGGAAUCUGAUGAAGAUUACGGCAGCGAACGAGACGACGAUGACGAUGACGAUGACGAUGAUGACGAUGGGUCGGAUGACGAGGAAUAUCCUGAUAUUAGAUACCCCAGUGCUGGAUAUUAUCACGGUGGCGAACAAUACGGGCAUCAGCAGUUUGGUGACGAGGAUACCGAAAUGGGCAUGGGUCGUAUGGCAUAUCCUGAGCUAGAUUAG